This is a messenger RNA of Venustampulla echinocandica, 1569 nucleotides long. RefSeq lists its product as uncharacterized. Gene Ontology annotation, cellular component: actin cortical patch. Gene Ontology annotation, molecular function: phosphatidate phosphatase activity. Bases 1 to 1569 code for a protein of 522 amino acids. Lineage: Eukaryota; Fungi; Ascomycota; Leotiomycetes; Helotiales; Pleuroascaceae. The record is from RefSeq and is a predicted model, not a curated record. The transcript is spliced from 3 exons.
AUGCCUAAGUUAUUACGCUCUGUCCGGAUUUUGCUGGCCUUAUUGCCAAUUACCUUCGCAGCUCCAGCUCCAGCUCCAGCCCCGUCGCCGAUUGUUUCUGCAGCACCGCAUCCUAUGAUCACACCCCGAGCAUCCUUGGCCGACCGAACAACUUCUAAACUCGAGGACCGUGACAUUCUCAGCUCCCUCGAAGGCCUGGGGGGAUUUCUCACUAGUGCUAUAGGCUCGUUCCCUGACUAUGUCGCGAGCGGAGUCCCAAAUUUCUUCCAAGACUUUCCCACAGGAACUGCCGUGCAAAAAAGCUUGGGCAUCAGCGACAAUGAGUUAGCGGCAACACCUACUCAGGUCCUGAAUAUCCCAGCAUAUGCCAAUUGGACAGAUCAAGGAUGGAAUCUGCGGUUUCGCGGAAAUGUCUACAAGCAGCCCAAUAUCUCUGAGUCGAAACUCGACCAACUGGCGGAUAUCUUCCUCGUUGGCACGUCAAUUAAAGACCUGCCACCCCCACAACAAAGUCAAGCUCGGAAUCUGACGGCCGAGAUCUUUGUGGUCCAACAGGGAAACGUCAAUGUUUCUUUCAAUAUCGAACCAGCAGCAAAGCAAGGCUCAGAUGGCACGGGGACCGGAAGUAAUGCAGUCACUCCAGGAGGAGGGUCACAAAACAUAACACUGGUGGGACAGACGACUGUUGAAGGAGACUUCGAUCAGUUUGUCCCGCUGGCAAAUAUUUCUGGUCCCGGCGGUUACCUCCUUCCGGGCAAUGGCACACAGAAGCUCCAGCGGCUCAACGUCUACGCCAACGGGACCGACACUGGCAACGCAACGUCUUUCCUCGUGCCCGAGGAAGGCCUAACUAUCAUCUCGGAUAUCGAUGACAUCCUCCGCGUAACACGCAUCUACCAGCCUGCCGAUGGUUUGCUAAAUUCAUUCGCGAAGGCCUUCACGCCCUGGAUGAAUAUGCCCGAGAUCUACGCCAAUUGGAGCCAGAGCAUCCCCGAUUUCCACUUCCAUUAUCUCACCACGACUCCAGAGCAAGUAACGCGGAACUACAUGGAUUUCAUUUACAAAACCUAUCCUGGGGGCUCAUUUGAUACUCGGCCCCUAAACUUCUCCGACGUAUCCGCCACACUCUCCAUCCGCAAAUUUCUCCUCACAAAAAUCUUCCAAACCUACCCAAAACGGAAGUUUGUCCUCAUGGCCGACACAUCCAACAGCGACGUAAUGAAAGACUACCCUGGCAUGGCGACCGACUUCCCCGGUCAGGUCAAAUGCAUAUUCCUCCGCAACACCUCUGCUACCGAUUCUGGCGAUAAAUUUCCCUACAACACAUCUGGGUUCAAGGGGUUGGAUAAUAGCACGUACAUGUUCUUCACAGUACCUGAUGAUCUGAAGGGCCUAGAUAUUGUGAAUGGACAGUGUGUCAACACGACAAUCAAGCAGAAUAUCACGUUUAGUGAGCAGGGCUUGCCGUUUGGCCUAAGUAAAAAGAGUGCAGCAGGGAGAGUAAGGAGCAAGCUGAGGGUGGUGGCAUUGGUGGGAUGGUCGACGCUUGUAUAUGCUAUGAUAUUAUGA